This is a messenger RNA of Sclerotinia sclerotiorum 1980 UF-70, 1218 nucleotides long. RefSeq lists its product as hypothetical. Bases 1 to 1218 code for a protein of 405 amino acids. The record is from RefSeq and is a predicted model, not a curated record. Gene Ontology annotation, biological process: carbohydrate metabolic process. NCBI's taxonomy places the organism in Eukaryota, Fungi, Ascomycota, Leotiomycetes, Helotiales, Sclerotiniaceae. The transcript has 2 exons.
AUGUAUAUCUCUCUUCGCCAUACUUUGACUUCGCUUUUUGUUGUAGCCUUCACUUCUUCAGUUGGAGAUGCUUUUCCCACAAAGAUUCAACGAGAUGACGCCUCACUAGUCAAGAGGGCGAUAGAUUCAACCCUGACACGCAUCGACUAUCAAAACUACGCCGCAUCCUCCAUCAACGCGCUACAAAAGACCUACUGGAACAGUACAGCAGGACUCUGGGGUCAAAAAGACAGCACUGGAAAAUUUGCCGGAGACUGGUGGCCUAGUGCUAACGUCCUCACAAUGAUGGCCUACUACUACAAGGUAUUUCCGAGCACUGCACCAUGGAUGCCCGAUCUCUUUACGACAGUAUUAAGUCGCGCUCCUCAAACCGCUUAUCAUAAUUUUUUGAAUGGCUUUUAUGAUGAUGAACUUUGGUGGGUUUUGGCUUGGAUUCAAGUCUAUGAUGCUACAAAAAAUGUUACAUAUCUUAAUACCGCUGCUGCUAUCUAUGAGGAUGCAAAGUCGGUUUAUGGUAAUACUCCCUGUGGAGGCUUAUGGUGGGAUAAAGCACACACCGGUGUAAACAGCGUAGAAAACGAACUCUACCUAACCGCCAGCGCCAAACUCGCCAAUCGGAUUCCCUCGAAAAAAACCUCAUCAGGCCAAGGUUACUAUUUCGAACAAGCACUUGCGGCCUACGCCUUCCUAAUAACCAACCCAACCACGACCAUGAAUCCCACCACCCACCUCUUCAACGACGGUAUCUCCCUAAGCACCUGCAAAAACAACGGCAAAAUAGUCUUCACCUACAACCAAGGCAUCAUUCUCUCCGGCCUCACAGAACUCACCUGGUCAACCAAUAACCACGCCUACACCGAUCUCGCCGUGCAAAUCGCCAACUCAGUAAUCGCAAACAUGACAACUUCCGAAGGAAUCCUCCAGGAAAAAGCCUGCGAGCCUAGUUCCUGCGAUCAGGAUGAACAAGUCUUUAAAGGGGUUUUUACGAGAAAUUUAGCAUAUAUGACGAAUAGAGCUACGGGAUUAGAUACGCAGACGAAAAAUCAUUUUAGGGAGUUUUUGGGCAAGAAUGCGAAAAGUAUUGUGGAUAAUGCGAGGGGGAAGGAUGAUGUUUUGGGGUUGGUGUGGAGUGGGUCGGUGAAAGAGACGUUUAGUUUGGAGACGGAUGGGAGUGCCUUGGAUACGGUUGUUGGGGCGGCGGUUACGGCUUUGGGGUAG